AUGGAAUCUGAAACUCAGGAGGGUAUCGGGUCUUCUUACGAUUUCAUCGUUUGCGGAGGGGGGACCGCUGGCUGUGUAGUAGCUGCAGGCUUAGCAGAAGAUCCAAACACCAGUGUACUGGUUAUUGAAGCUGGUCCGCACAAUGACGACCUUGAAAAUGCCCACAUGGUCGGUGGCUGGUCGCAAAAUUUUGACAAAGAGACGGAUUGGAAUAUAACUGCGACUCCUGGAGCUGGAAUCAACAACCGUCAAGUAAAGUUGAGCAGGGGAAAGUUCCUUGGCGGCUGCUCCGGUUGUAAUGGCACGCUUUGUAUACGCGGAUCUAAGCAAGACUAUGACGACUGGCGUAUGCCAGGUUGGAGCGGCGAGGAAUUUUUCGCCUGGAUGCGGAAAGCUGAGUCGUUUGUGAGCAAACCUUGGUUCAACGAGUCAAAAUCAUCUCACGGAUACGGAGGUAAAUUGGGCGUAGAGCCACAUGAUUUGGCUCCCAUUUCGAAGUUAAUUAUGAAAUCAAUGGAGUCCAAGGGGCUCACACUUGACGACGACAUGUUUUCACAUGGCGAAAACCCCCAUGGCUGCGGACAUGCACCGCGAACUGUGACAAAAGGCCUACGAACAACGGGCGCUGACUUUAUUACCAAUGUCAACGCCAGAAAAAAUAUCACAAUAUUGACGAAUGCUCAUGUUGAAAAAGUCAUUAUAGAACGCGACUCAAAAGGAGAAUUCAUGGCUACUGGUGUCAAGGCCUAUUCUGGGGAUGGCCAAAGCAUUGAGUUUACUGCCAACAAGGAAGUCAUCGUGAGCGGCGGCUCUUACUGCAGCCCAAACAUAUUGAAUCGGUCAGGUAUUGGUGCCAGAGAUGAGCUGGAAAAAUUAGGCAUCUCUACUCUUGUCAAUCUGCCAGGCGUCGGAAAGAACUUGAUGGAUCACCUCAUUGUCUUCAUAUUUUAUGAAACCGAACAGCCUAAAUUAACGAAUGAUCACCUUGUCUAUCAUGGAGACGCUUUCAGUUCAACAUAUAAUCUUUGGAAGGCUGAGAAGAAGGGGUUUCUAUCCACUUUUCCAUUCGGUGCUUUUGCUUUUGCUCGCCUCGAUGAGCGUCUAAGCGACUCUGAGUUGUGGAAUAAGGCCCCAAGAGAGCCAGGCCGCGAUCCAAUGGGACUAACAUCGGCGCAGCCCAACAUCGAGUUGUUCACCACCGAAUGCUACGGCGGCCCCAAACAAUUUUCUGAUUUUCCUAUCGAUGAAAAAUCUGCGUUCGGCAUGAUAGCAGAGCUAUUCGCCCCUAGGUCACGAGGAACAGUGACGCUGAAGGAUGCAAAUCCACUGUCCGCUCCCGUUGUUGAUUGCCAAUAUUUGACUGACCCUUUGGAUGUGGAAGUUUUGGCAGAAGCGUGCCGGUUUGGGAACGAAAUUAUCACGCAAGGCGCGGGAACAAAAGAUAUUGUCAAGGGUUCCUGGCCACGUGAAGCUUGGCACCACACAUUUUCUUCCCGCGAGGAUUGGGUACCGUAUGUCAAGAACAAUGCGACAACCUGUUAUCACGCUUCUGGCACUUGCCGAAUGGGCGACUUGUUGGACGAUCGUACCGUUGUCGACCACAAUCUCUGUGUGAAAGGAGUAAAGUCCCUAAGAGUUGUCGAUGUCAGCAUCAUGCCAGCGCUUCAUGGUGGUCAUACGCAGAUGCCCGCAUUCGGGAUUGGAGAAAAAGCCGCUGAUCUCAUAAAAAAAACCUGGAAUUUGCCUUCAGGGGCGAAAUGA
Molecule: messenger RNA, 1761 nt
Organism: Akanthomyces muscarius
Lineage: Eukaryota; Fungi; Ascomycota; Sordariomycetes; Hypocreales; Cordycipitaceae
Exons: 6
Coding region: 1-1761 (586 amino acids)
Molecular function (GO): flavin adenine dinucleotide binding; oxidoreductase activity, acting on CH-OH group of donors
Source: RefSeq, a predicted model, not a curated record